CCCGUUAGCAUACUCUCUGCCUGCCCUUUGACUCUGCCUGUUAUAUCUCAGUAGUAGCACAUCACUGAACUACAAUGUCUCUUCGAAUUUCUACUGCAUCUAGGAAAAUCUCUUCCUAUGACGGAGGUGCUAAGAUGUCAGGCAUUGGUGGAGGAAGUCUAUAUGGCUUUGGUGGGGGAUCUAUGGGAGGAUUAGGCAGUAGCUAUGGAGGGGCUAUAUGCACUGGUUAUGGUGGAUCUGGAUUUGGUGGUGGUGUUGGCUUUGGCAGUGCCUCUGUGGCAGGUGGUGGUUAUGGAGCAAACUAUCGCUCCACUUCAUCUGUUUCCAUGAGUGGGGCCUAUGGAGCUGGUGAUAGCGUCUUUUUGGCUGGUGCUGAAAAGGAAACCAUGCAGAAUUUAAAUAGCCGCUUAGCAAACUACCUGGAAAAGGUGCGUUCUCUGGAGGAGGCCAAUGCUGAGCUUGAGCGUAAAAUUCGCCACUGGUAUGAGAAAAAUGGACCUGGGGCACCUGGAGUGACUCGUGAUUACAGCAAGUACCAUCACAUGAUUGAUGAACUCCGCAACCAGAUUGUGAAUGUAACCAUCGAGAAUGCUAAUGUAGUCUUACAGAUUGACAAUGCCAGGCUUGCUGCUGAUGAUUUCCGAAUGAAAUUUGAAAAUGAGCUCUUCCUUCGCCAGAGUGUUGAAGGAGACAUCAAUGGUCUGCGUAGAGUACUUGAUGAUCUCACCAUGAAUCGCUCUGACCUAGAAGCACAACUUGAAAGCCUCACAGAGGAGCUGGCAUACCUUAAGAAGAACCAUGAGGAGGAAAUGACUCUACUGAGGAGCAGUUCUACAGGAGAUGUCACAGUGGAAAUGAAUGCUGCUCCAGGAAUAGACUUGACUAAGCUACUGAAUGACAUGAGAGCACAAUACGAAGACCUUGCAGAACAAAACCGUAGAGAAGCGGAAGAACAAUUCAUCAAAAUGAGCCAGCCACUGCAGCAACAGAUCCACGAUGAUGCCGGUGCUGCAAGUACAGCCAGGAAUGAAUUAAUAGAACUCAAACGAAGUCUUCAGUCCCUGGAAAUUGAAUUACAAUCCCUUUUGGCAAAGAAAGCAUCUCUGGAAGGAACCUUGGCAGAAACCGAAGGGAACUACAGCACUCAGCUUAGUCAGUUACAACUUCAAGUCAGCAGCCUGGAAGAACAGCUGCAACAGAUCAGGGCUGAAACAGAGUGCCAAAAUUCAGAGUAUCAGCAAUUGUUGGGCAUCAAGACCAGACUGGAAAUGGAAAUAGAAACAUACAGACGUCUACUAGAUGGGGAAAGUAUCCGUGCUGCUUACGAGACAAAAGUUCAAAUCAGAGAACCCACCAAAACUAGGGUGGUUAAAACCAUUGUUGAAGAACUGGUGGAUGGCAAAGUCAUCUCUUCCCAAGUGAAAUCGGUGGAAGAAAAGACAACUAAAUAAACUGCAAGAAGGAAAUAUUUCAAAGCUUGCUUUUGAGGGAAAACUUGGGUAGAAGAAAGCCAUCAGAAUCAAUUGUCAAUUCGCAGCUUAGCAGCUUUUUGCUAAUAUGGGACUGGGAUUCAAAUUUAAUCAAAUUUACUUAGACAAGACUCACUGAAACCAGAGAAUGAUUAAGUAUGGAACCAACCCAAGGAGUCUAGAAAAAGAAAUCCUACACAUUAUGCUUUCUUCUAAUUUUAAAAUACUGACUUAAAAAUCACAUUCUGUUUUCUGCUGCAAUGCAAUAAAUCUUCUGUUUGCAAGUUA
Molecule: messenger RNA, 1757 nt
Organism: Ahaetulla prasina
Lineage: Eukaryota; Metazoa; Chordata; Lepidosauria; Squamata; Colubridae
Product: keratin, type I cytoskeletal 24-like
Exons: 8
Coding region: 75-1451 (458 amino acids)
Molecular function (GO): structural molecule activity
Source: RefSeq, a predicted model, not a curated record